Molecule: messenger RNA, 2729 nt
Organism: Leguminivora glycinivorella
Lineage: Eukaryota; Metazoa; Arthropoda; Insecta; Lepidoptera; Tortricidae
Product: ankyrin-1
Biological process (GO): intracellular signal transduction
Molecular function (GO): protein binding
Source: RefSeq, a predicted model, not a curated record
UCAACCGUUGUUGACGUUUAGUCAAUCAAUUUGUUAUUGAUAAAAAUUGAUAAUACUUUGUACUUCAUGAAUUUAGUUUGGUUUGAAUUUUUAUUCAGGCCAUUAGUAGGGUCGCGCACAAUAAAAUGUGCACUAUUGAACAUGUCUGUAAAAGAGUAUAUACAAGUUUGAAAUGGUGAAAGAUGUUAAGCAACAAAACAAUACUCCAAAUAUUACAUGAGAAAAGUAUCUAGCUUGUUUAUAAUUUUUUUAAGUUAUUACUGCGUAUUGGUCUAGUUAGUUCAUCCUACACACAUAAGAAGCAAUGGAAAGUUCAUUAGAAGAUAAUUUAUUCAAAGCAGUACAAUCUGCAGACCAAGAAUCGAUUGUGUGUCUUCUAGACAGAGGUGCAAACCCUAAUAAGAUAGCAAAAAAUGGUAAAACAUCACUAGGUGAAGCAUGCAACAUAGGAAACUUAAGUAUAGUCAAAUUGCUGGUUGAUACAACAAAAUCUAGGCAAAGUACACAUUCAAGUAGAAAGCGCCAUUCAAAAACCCACAAACGGAAGAUAAAAAAUGAUGGUCCUCAGGAAGAAACACUUUCUAAAUACAAGAACCCCAGUGAUAGAAAAUGUAUGGGUUUGCAACUUGAAAAUAUAGGUCAGGAUUCUAAAAGAGGUGUAAACCGUGGUUAUUUUGUGUUUAUACAUAGUGAUGGCUCAAGUAGUGAUGAGAGUAGGAUCACUAGCUUGCUGUCUCCCUUGAGUCCAGUGUCACUGACCCCUUCGCCUCAAGAUGACUUGGAAUGGGAUGAAGAUAUUGGCAGUGUGGCUCCUACCACUAGUGAAGAUGAGACUUGGUCUUCAAUGUACAAGUGGUAUGCUUCAAUAUUAGAAUGCACUGGUGCAGCAAUUGCAUCUCAAUCAAUAGAGAUUUAUGGAAUUGAUCAACAAGAUGCCUUUAUGAGGACAGCAUUACACUAUGCAGCUGAAAGGGGACAUGCAGAGGUUGUGAGAUUAUUGUUAGAUGCAGGAAGCAAAGUGGAGGUAACGGCGGGCGACGGUUCGACGGCGCUCCACGUGGCCGUGAUCAAGGACCACCCGGAGAUCGUGACAAUGCUGCUGCUGGCAGGCUGCCACGUCAACAAUAAGACGCACGAGAAAAUGACGCCGCUACACUACGCAGCUUCUAACGGAUUUUUAGAUUUGGUCAAAAUUCUAGUAAACAAUGGUGCUAACUUGGAAGCCAGGGACACCAGUGAGCGCACAGCCCUGUUCUGCGCCGGCAGGGGGCAUGUUAAUGUGGUCAAAUAUCUCAUUUCAGUCGGAGCUAAUGUUAAUGGUGAAGAAAUACAUGGAUAUACGCCUCUUUGCGAGGCAGUAUGGCGCAGAUUUCCGGAAGUAGUCGAAGUAUUAUUAUUGUCCAGAGCUCGAAUAACACAUUCCCACAAACUUUUACAUUAUGCAAUAAUACAAAGACAGGAGGAGAUAGUGAAAAUGCUUGCGAAUUACGGCGGAGGGCUGAAUCUGCACAACGAUAAUGGCGACACGCCCCUGCUGCUGGCGGCGAGGCUGUCACAACCUGGAGUUGCCAGGAUAUUGUUAGAAAAGGGUGCCCACGUCAAUUCCUGUAAUAGCAUAACUGGAGCCACCGCACUCCACAUAGCUGUGGAAAGUAUAGACUGUCCUAAGAUAUUUGAGGAAUUGCUAAUAUGUCUGUUAGAGUAUAGGAUAGAUAUGAACGCUAUAGCGCUUACCGGCGACACUGCCCUGAACAGAGCGUUAUUAUUACACAAAGACCACGCGGCGGUGUUGCAAAUUCGCUACGGAGCCAACGUCAAUGCCUGUGAUUUGCAUUCCUGCGGUUUAGACAACUUAUCAAUAGCAAGUAGGCGACGCUCGAAUAAUUUAGCUCGUAUGUUAAUAAAGGCAGGCCAUCAUAUAACAGCACCCGACCCGGUGCCCCCUAAACAAGGCACAACAGCCUAUUGGCUAUAUCAUACCAGCAGGCAGCCACAUAGUCUAUCAGACAUAUGUAGAAUUAAAAUUAGAUCUAUGGCUAAGAAAAAAAUACUGUUUCAAUAUAUUUCUACAUUGCCUUUACCCACGAGCUUAAAAAGAUUCCUAAUGAUGGAAGAUGAAGGUCUAUAGUUGCUAAUGACUAGUGAAUUGUUAUUAUUACUGAAUUAUUUUUAAAUCAUUAUUUAUACUGUUGUCUUUAUGAUCAAAAUAAAUAUUUAUUGGUAGUAAAGCAAGUCAAUAGGCCAUACACAUAUCUUGUGUAUGUACAGUCAACAAUGUGGCUCAGCGCCUUUGCAUACAAAGUUCUAUGCAGGGACCUCACUACUCUUUAGCUGACUGUACUUAAUCUUACUUAUGAUUUGUUGCUUUAAAAAAUUUCUAGUCACGUUUGAAUGUUUUCUGAUUUUUUACAAUGCAAUGAAAAAAAAUUACGUUUUUUUAAAUAAUGUAGCGAAGUAUAUAUAUAUAUAUAUAUCUGCAUCAUUUUAAUGGAAAAUCGGUAGGAGGGUUUGCCUAGCAGUUUAAAAAGUAAUGGAUAUUCCUCCACUUAUCUAAUUGUCAUUAUAGUUAUUGGAUUUUUCAGAAGUUGUGCAUAUUUUCAAUAAUUUUUGCAUACAAUAAAGUAUUACGUUUUUCAUAGGAGAAAUUUCACAAUAUUUUGAAUUUCCACCCUUGUUAUGUCUUGAUUGUACCAAAUGGAAUUGUACAGUAAUAAAAACACUCAUUUACA